AUGGCCUUCGCCCUCCAUCCUCUUUUAUCAACAUACCCCGGCGCCUCCUUCUUCCCAAACGGCAACCUCAAUGGACCCCACCUCGCCGUCCAAUCAGGAGGUCCCUCCUCAGGAUACUGGGGUCAAGUUCCAUGGAAUUUACCUGAAUUUCCAGAAUGGGGUUUACCACCAGCUAUCAUCGCCGCUCAGGAAGGACGGGGUACAGGUGUAUAUGGAUAUACGUUGGAGGGGGGUGGACAGGGGAUGAGGUUUGAUUAUGGCUGGCCGAAAUAUGGACCUAUGCCUUUAAGACCAGAGCUGGGUGGAUUCGUCGGGAAAACCAAUCCAUUCGGUCGAAGUUUCCCACACGGGUUCUACAAGACUACGUACUAG
Molecule: messenger RNA, 372 nt
Organism: Kwoniella mangroviensis CBS 8507
Lineage: Eukaryota; Fungi; Basidiomycota; Tremellomycetes; Tremellales; Cryptococcaceae
Exons: 2
Coding region: 1-372 (123 amino acids)
Source: RefSeq, a predicted model, not a curated record